ACUCACAUGAUUAAAAAUAUCAAUGCACUCAGGCAGACACCUGGAAAGGCAGCAACUCUCACUGCCAGCAGCUAGCAUAGCUCACCCACAGCCAAAUCUGCUUCUUUCCCUUCUUCACUCCCAACUUCCCAAGUUCCCAACAGCCAAAAAAAUAAUCCUAUCCUAUUUAUCCAUCCCCUUCUUCCUCUUCCUUCCCCACCCAACCACACUACACACCAGCAAUCUAGCCAUGAAGGCACAAUUUAGAUCAGGUCUACCUUACAGGUACCUUCAGAGAUCAGCUUGCUAGCUGCUGCUCAAGCUCAGAUCGGUUCAGUGGUUCAUUUGUAACAAGGUUCAGUUCAAAUGGUCCAUUUCUUGCAAUGCAGCAGUAGUUCUCAAAUGCCACUGCUGCCUCUCUUCUUCCUCCUCCUACUCCUUGUCGCUUCCUUGGAGGUGCCACCUUCGGAUGCAAGGAGGUUGCCACUGAAGCUACUAGAGAUUGGCACCAGUAAGGAGGAGGAUGAAGCCAGCAGAGGAGGACUGGAGAUGGAAGGGAGGAGGAGGGGGCUGAUUGGGUCAAGGCCACCAAGGUGUGAGAGGGUGUGCAUGUCCUGUGGCCACUGUGAAGCUGUGCAAGUGCCCAUAGUACCACAGGAUCACAAUCACAAGCAGAGAAAGAGGGCUGGUCAAGAAGAGCAGAAGCACCAUGUGGUGAGUGAUGCUGCAGCCAUGUUCAGUGUCAACAUUCAUGGAGAUCUCUCCAACUACAAGCCUCUGAGCUGGAAGUGCCUGUGUGGAGGCAGCAUCCUUGAUCCAUGAACAGACUCAGUCUCAGAAUCACUUCACCAUUUUGUGCAAAAAUGUGUAAAUUAAAGACUCUAUCCCUCUUUUUUUGUCAUUAUUUAUUCUUUCUCCUCUUGUUCUUCCUAGCUAGGUAGCUACUUCCUCUCUUUUCAUUUCCUGAUCUAGACCGAUGAGGAGCUGAAGUGGGAGGAGGAAUAUGUGAGACUGGAGCUGCAAAUUUGUUGUACAUUUCGGCAGCAAUUUUGUGAUAAAAAAAGCAGUGCCUGAUUUCUGGCAUUGAAUACAGCA
Molecule: messenger RNA, 1074 nt
Organism: Brachypodium distachyon (stiff brome)
Lineage: Eukaryota; Viridiplantae; Streptophyta; Magnoliopsida; Poales; Poaceae
Product: EPIDERMAL PATTERNING FACTOR-like protein 2
Exons: 3
Coding region: 346-801 (151 amino acids)
Biological process (GO): guard cell differentiation; stomatal complex development
Source: RefSeq, a predicted model, not a curated record